Molecule: messenger RNA, 2047 nt
Organism: Uloborus diversus
Lineage: Eukaryota; Metazoa; Arthropoda; Arachnida; Araneae; Uloboridae
Exons: 7
Coding region: 163-1839 (558 amino acids)
Biological process (GO): protein phosphorylation
Molecular function (GO): ATP binding; protein kinase activity
Source: RefSeq, a predicted model, not a curated record
UGAUGAAUUUGCGAAGAGUUUAGGUGCUGUGAAAAUUGUAUAUUAUUACAAGCUAUUUGAGAUGUUUGCGCUAUAUUUUAGGAAAUUAAGAACUUUUUCCUUUAUUUAUAUUCAUAGUCAAAUUUCUUAGUUCGUUUAUGUGUACGAUAAUGCAUUUGUUAAAUGGAGAAUUAUCAAUUCAUUAGACAAAUUGCUCAAGGGACUUUUAGUGAAGUGUGGCUUGUCAAAUGCUCCAAAACUAGAAAGAAGUUUGUUUUGAAGCAAAUUGAUCUUCACCAUUUGCCUAAAAGGGAGCAAAGAAGUGCUCAUUUGGAUGCUAAACUGUUGUCCACUGUCAAGCACCCUCAUAUUGCCACCUAUCUGGAUUCAUUCUAUAACAGCAAGGGAAAUCUUUUCAUUGUCAUGUGCUUCUUUGAAAAUGGAGAUUUGUUCACCUUCAUAGAAAAUCAGAAUGAUGUUCAUAUCGAAGAAAAGCAGAUCGUUCACUGGUUUGUUCAAAUGUGUAUGGCUCUAAAGUACCUUCAUGAUCGAAAAAUUCUGCAUCGCAAUUUGAAAACCAAGAGUAUUUUUUUAACAAAAAAUAACCUGAUUAAAAUUGCUGAUUUUGGUAUAUCAAAAGCAUUGAAAGUUACUGAAGAACUGGCUGAGACACUAAUAGGAGUACCUUGCUACUUAAGUCCAGAAACAUAUGCUGGAAAAAAUAUCAGUGAAAAGUCGGAUGUCUGGGCACUAGGUUGUUGUAUGUACGAAUUAGCUGCACUGAAGUAUGCAUUUGAUGCUCAUAGCUUGUUGGUGUCCAAGAGCAUUUUUGUGAAAGAAAAACUGGCUUUGAUAUCUGGUAUUUAUUCUUCAAACCUGUUGGAUAUUAUUUCCUCAAUGCUUAGUUUUAAUCCAGAAAGUCGACCAAGUGCUACUGAAUUAUUGUUAACUGACUAUGUACGGAAGCACAUUGUCAUUUUCCUACAAGACACUCCCAGGUCUGCCUCUUCAAAUAGCAAUGUUUCAAAAUCUGAAGAAACUCAAGAAGCUAGAUGCAAAUAUCAUUUAUUACCAUUCAUUAGUAAAGAAGAUGAAAUUAUUGAAUAUGCAGAGAACAACAAUGAUAUUUCAAUCAGGACAAUUCCCGACAUAAAUGGAAAUGGUGAUGGAAAUGACAACAGCCAGCAGAGGGCUAAUGUAACUUUUGACACAAAAUUUAACAUCAAUAAUGGCUAUGCAAUGUGUACAACUUCUUCAGCCAGCAGUUCUGCUAAAAGUGACUUGUCUCUUCAUUAUACAAAAGAAAAUAAAAGCAUAAGAACUCCUUGGCAUUUGCAAAGUGUUAAUUCUUGUGAAAGUUUAGUGCAUACAGCUAAGCAAAAACUAUUAGAAAAGCAAAAAGGUGAAUAUUCUUUUAAGAUUUUAAAUAAUUUGUCAUGCACAUUAGGCAAUUCUAGUAGCAGAAUAUAUGACACACAGCCAAGUAAAAUUCAAUCAUCAAAAACAAAAUAUUUGUGUGAAGCAAGACCUCCAACAUCGGCAGAACUGAGUUGUGAUUCCAAACUGAUGACACCUCCUCUAAAAUCUGAUGUUAGUGGUUUCUUAAAAGAUUUUUCUGAGAAGUACUACAACAACCAUGUCACCUUACCCUACAUAUUUGAUGAAAAAUUUAAGGCUCAUGAACCUCUAACAAGAGGAGAUACAAAAGACUUGAGUAUGUUCAAAUCCCUUCGUCUUCAAAACAAGAAUAUUUCAGCAGAGAUUUUACCAAAGAAAGAUUCUGUGAAUAAUGUUUUUAAACUGAAAACAAUGGAGUGCAAUAAGUUUCAUACAGAUUCGAGAACUCGCCUCAAUCAAUAAACAUUUGGACUGAGCUGGCAUAAUCUACUGCAGAUGAAUGCAACAUUGCUUUUGGAAUUUCCACUACAACACUUUGUCCAUCAGUAUGCUACAAUUAAAUUACAUUGUGUGCUGAACUUUUUAAAACUAUUGGAUCGAAAAACAUUUUGGCUAUGCAUAAUUGGAGAAGAAAUGACAUGCAUUCUGUAUUUUUUUUCCUUUGCAUUCA